AUGAAGCGACAUCGCAGACCGACAAGUGCCUCCGCACUCCGUCAGCCAGGAGAACAAGGAUGGGGGUCUAUCUCUGCCAUCCGAGCCGCCAAGGCCCUACUCGUCGUCUUCAUUGCUGUCAUAUUGUCGAGAUCUUUCCCGCACGCUACCACAAGCACCAACAUCCUCUGCUCAUCCCACUUCCCGCUCUUCUGCCAGUCUGAGGAUGGAUAUAUUGGCAACUUUUUUUCGAAUGUCCAUUCUCCAAGUUACGGUAGCCGCUCCGCCGCAAGAUACUACCCCUCGCUGAUGAAUAUACAGAGCGAAGCUCUGCGACUAUUAUUGGACGUCACACACGAAAACUCAGGGGUAGCCUUGGAGUUGGUGAACCUACGGAUAGCCACAUCGGACUUGUGUGCGGUAGUGAGUGCGAGUGACUUGAGAGAUAGAGAAGUCGUGUAUACCACCUUGCGUGGUGUCGCUACCGACAUACAAGCCCUAGGACGUCGGCUGACGAGGUCUAGGGCUCAUAUUGAUGGAUUUGCAGACACAAGCAUUCUCGCAGUUAGCGAAUUCUCAGCGCGCUCAAUUCAGGCAUCAACUACGAAUCGGAACCACGACUCUGAUUCCUCUCCCUAUACCAAGCCGCAUGCGUCAUCAAAAAUCAUAGCAAAGACUUUCCAAGACUUCCUCGAUACCCUUUCACUCCGUACCCAAAAGCUGCUCCUAGAAACCAGUGAAACAUCGCUUGUGCUAGGCAGUCUUGAGAGGCGCCUAUCACUCAUACAAAACCUCAUGUACCAGAGCUCAGCAUCACUUCACUCAGUCACCAAGGACGACGUAUUGGCCGCUUUGUGGGAGGAAUUGACUCGUGGGCGCGCGGAUUCCCCGAACGUGAAGCGCCAUUUCGCCACACUCGCUAGUGCAAGCUCUUCAUUUCGAUUUGCCAUGGAGUCGUCGGCGAAGGUUUAUGGGUUACUGCACGAACUAGAGCGUAAUACUGCCAUGAUGAGGGACAUGUCCAUCAAGUCAAACUCCAUGGAGGGUAUGAAGGAAGUGCCGACCAGGUUGCUCGUGCAGAGCAUCGAUAGAGCCGCAGAACGGAUUCGUGCAGCACAGGAUGCUGCUGACGCAGGGGAGAAAGACCUUAUAGCUAGGUGGCAUGGAGUUGAUUUAACAUGA
Messenger RNA from Stereum hirsutum FP-91666 SS1, 1161 nucleotides. RefSeq lists its product as uncharacterized. The record is from RefSeq and is a predicted model, not a curated record. Lineage: Eukaryota; Fungi; Basidiomycota; Agaricomycetes; Russulales; Stereaceae. The transcript is spliced from 2 exons. Bases 1 to 1161 code for a protein of 386 amino acids.